AUGAUCCAUAUCCAUAGCAGUAUUAAAAUAACAGGUUCAAAAGAAAUAGAAGCAAUAAAAGGAAUAAAUGAUAGCACUAUUUUCAAGAUUAUUCCAGUUGUAUCUUUUGAUUAACCAUCAUAUUUUCUCACAAUAAGAAAACACAUAAUUUCACUCAUUGGCUCAGUGUGA
Tetrahymena thermophila SB210 is the source of this 171-nucleotide messenger RNA. RefSeq lists its product as hypothetical. The record is from RefSeq and is a predicted model, not a curated record. The transcript has 2 exons. Lineage: Eukaryota; Ciliophora; Oligohymenophorea; Hymenostomatida; Tetrahymenidae.